AUGAAGAGGCCCAAAGAUGAAGGGCACCCUAUCUACAUUGUUCCGAACAUCGAGGAAGUUCCGCACUGGAAAGACGUCCGUGGACCGUUCAACUUCUAUGCAGGAGUACCCAUCACUACGCCGAAUGGUUACAAUAUCGGCACUCUCUUCGCAUUCUCUGCGCGACCGCGGCCCGACCUAGAACCCGAGGAGAAGUUGAUCAUGGUCCGCAUUGCUAAACAGGUGAUGUCCCAUCUAGAGCUUGAGCUCAGGGUGCUAGAGCGGAGCCGUCUGCUAGACAUGAACCGCUGUCUCGCCGAGUUUGGAGCAACGCGCAAAGCCUCCUCGUCUUCAGUUGGCUGGCUGGACCAAACCCGGUUAGAAACAAGCUCUCGGCCCUCCUUAGAUACUCGACACUCGGCUUCGAUAGUUCCAGGUGAGGCCGUCUACCCCCGAGCCGCAAGGCUACUGCGAACCGGUCUUGGCUGCACCGGUGUGGCUUUACUGGCUACAGAUCGCAACCGAGUUAUGCGGACAACGAGUUCACCGAACGGCAACAGAAGUUUCCUGUUAGAAAACCGGCGCUCCUCAGUGGACUCACAUGCUGCAAGCGCCGGCUCUUCUAACAGCAGAGUUAUUGCAUAUGCGUCCGCGGAGCCGGAUUGUAACCGCUUGCUUACGCUUCCAAAUGACCUGCUGCUGACGCUCAUUGAGCUCUAUCCUGAGGGAAAGGUCUUCCAUUUUGAUACUGCGGGGAACCUAGUGCCUUCAAUGGGCGCCAGCAAUACCUCGACGGACGGCGAAACCAAUGACUCGCAGUCUGUUGAGGACGAAAAGAGUAGUGGUAUCCAUCCGGCGCUUGCCUUGAGUCGGUGUCUACCCGAAUCGCGUCAAAUCAUAUUUACGUCAAUGCUGGAUCCUCGGAAGGAUAACUCCAGCGUUGCAGCCAUCGCCUGGAGUGACGGCUGGGAGCGCCUCUAUACUGGCGAGUUCGAUCUGCCUUAUCUUGCGUCUUUCUGCAUGACAGCAAUCGCUAUAAUCCUGCACGAGGAGGCCAUAGUAGCAAACAAGCAGAAAGCGGAUUUCAUCGGCUCAAUAAGCCACGAACUCAGAAGCCCUCUUCACGGCAUUCUGGCCAGCACCGAGCUGCUUCGAGACACACACUGUGACCCAACCCAACAGUACCUUAUGGCCAGCGUCCAAAGCUGCGGCAGAGUUCUUCUUGACACCAUUGAUCAUGUGCUGGAUUUUGGAAAGUUUACCAGCAUAGAAAGUAAAUCCAAAAGGCCUCAGUUGCAGUCAUCUUCCAAUGUAGAUCAGUCGAAGACCGGCUCAUCGCGCUCCGAAACAACGACAGAUGGGCAGCUUCUCAACAGACCGGUGGCUAUCGACCUUGCAGCGCUAUGCGAGGAAGUUAUCGACAGUGUGUUGCUCGGCCGCACGUAUCACGAUGCUCUGGCGCCGAUGAACGACUUCGAUCCCUCCAGCAAUACGCCGCCUCCGAACCAGAUCCGCCCUGUCAUCUCGCUCGACAUCGUGAAGCGUGAUUGGCGGUUCGUUUCACAGCCGGGAGCCAUACAACGCAUCAUCAUGAACCUCUUUGGCAAUGCGCUGAAAUAUACGCCAGACGGCUACAUAACCGUUAAAGUUGAGGCAGAAGACCUUGUAACCGAUCAAUCAGAACCGCAAGAUGCUCUUGCUGAUGGCGAAGGUUCUUCUCCUGGGACGACUAUCGUAAAAGUUAAGGUUAGCGAUAGCGGUAGAGGAAUGUCCCAAGAUUUUAUCCAGUCAAGGCUCUGGACUCCUUUCGCACAGGAGGAUCAAACUUCGCAGGGCACAGGGCUUGGGCUGUCCAUAACUAAAAGGGUCGUCAGCAUCCUCGGCGGUGACAUCGAUCUCCAAUCCAAGCUUGGUGUUGGCACAAUUUUUACCGUCCGGCUACCUCUCAGGGAGCUCGCUAUGCCGGACGAGGGUCCCCAGACUAAUCAGAACCAAAUGCCGGAUGUUGUUUCCGACGUCUCACUGCGAGAGCAACUGCGAGGCAAAGUCUUCAUUAUCUAUGAACCUUACUCCACGUCAGGCAGCACCGAACGGGUUGCUGGAAUCAUGCAUGCUCACGAGUCGCUCCUAACUUACAUGCAGGAUUGGUUCGGUCUGACACUGAUGAGGGAACCGGGGACUCCAGUGGAUCUUGUCGUUGUCGAUGAGAGUGUGUCUUGGUCUCACGCCAGCCCCGACACAGACAUGUUUCUCAGCGAGAAACCUCGCAUUGUCCUUAGCGCAAACCCCACUACGAAAUUAGGGGAGUUGCAGCCCGGUGGUUGCAGGGAAACCACGGUGUACAUUACCAAGCCUGUAGCGCCGAGGAAAUUAGGGAGAGCUCUGCGCCACUUGCUACCGCAUCUACUUCAGACGACCAAGUCCAAGGACGCGACGCCCAGCAGUAGAUCUGUUUCUCCACCAACGGGUACCGAACCCGUCACCAGCCACUCACUGGAUGAUGCGGAGAGCGAUGUUCGCCUGAAGGGAACAUCAUCCAACAACGCAGAACCGGCAUCUCAGAAACGUAUCGCUGCAUUGGAAGCAGAACUCGAACGUCUACGCUCACUCCUACACGAGAUGCGACCAACGACCGGUGGUGCGAGCGGUCAGACUCCAAACGGCAUCCAUCAUUCCGACGAGUCCGAAGUAGCGCCUGAGAUGGACCACGAGUCGGAAACGCCUGCAACCCCCGGUACGGCCCAGAUAAUGCAAAAAUUGACGUUAAAGCCUGCAAAUGAUGGACUCCCCCGCAUCCUCCUCGUGGAUGACAACGCCAUCAAUCUCAGAGUCCUCACCAUGUAUCUCCGGAAAGCCGGUAUACCGGAUUCAAAGACCGUCUCCGUCUCCUCCGGCGAAGACGCCGUGGCGCAGUUCGUGCGCGCGAGCAUUCAAGGUCCGCCGUUUGAUAUUGUGCUCAUGGAUCUCAGCAUGCCCGGCAUGGACGGAUUCGAGGCAACGCGAGAGAUUCGGGCCUUUGAAGAUAAUGGUGGAGGUGUGCACGAGAAGGCGCUGGUGGUGGCGCUCACUGGGCUUGUUAGUGAGAGGGAUAGGGAUAGGGCGCUUGAGGCGGGAGUUAAUCAGUAUUUCAUCAAGCCGUUUUCGGGCAAGAAGGUUGAUGAGCUAUUGGGGUAUUGGAAGGAGACUCAGCAUGUAGACGUCCUGUGGUGA
Coniosporium apollinis CBS 100218 is the source of this 3189-nucleotide messenger RNA. RefSeq lists its product as uncharacterized. The transcript has 3 exons. Gene Ontology annotation, molecular function: phosphorelay sensor kinase activity. The record is from RefSeq and is a predicted model, not a curated record. Bases 1 to 3189 code for a protein of 1062 amino acids. Gene Ontology annotation, biological process: phosphorylation; phosphorelay signal transduction system. NCBI's taxonomy places the organism in Eukaryota, Fungi, Ascomycota, Dothideomycetes.